UGUAGAUUUAAAGGAAUACUAAAAGUACAAAUCUUUGUCUCACCAAGGAUUUUCAGCACUUUAGGACAGGCAGCCACAAAGACCACAUUGGGACACUUAUUAAUGGACUUUUGUCACAUUUCUUUUAGCAAAGAACAACAGUAGUGCACACAAUCUGGAGUUGAUAAUGAUACUAUAAAGCAUCUUUAUCACUUCUUCGCAAUGCCAAGUUCUACAUACCUAUGCCUGUUGAGGGCAGUUUUUCUGGUGUGUUGUGUUAACCCUUUCAUCCAAGGAAUAAGUGCAGAUGCAAACCAGUUCGAGGACCCUCAUCAUCGAAUGAAACCAAAUCUCACCGGAGUUCCGAUAGUCACAUUCGAAUGGCAUCAUGUGCAGACCCCAUACCUGGUUAUGGUGUGGGUAUUUGUGGCUUGCCUGGCAAAACUAUCAGUGAUUGAAAUAAACCACCAUGUCACCAGGGUGAUCCCAGAGAGUGGGAUGCUCAUCAUCCUAGGAUUUAUCUUGGGAGGCAUUGUCUGGGGCGCAGACAAUGUGCAGACUUUCAAAUUGCUUCCUCCCACUUUCUUCUACUACUUGUUGCCUCAGAUCAUUUUGGAUGCAGGUUACUUCAUGCCAAACAAGCUAUUUUUCAGCAACCUGGGAGCCAUUCUUGUUUAUGCCAUCAUCGGAACUUGCUGGAAUGCAGCUGCCGUUGGCCUCUCACUUUGGGGCUGCUAUGAGGCCGGAGCAAUGGGUAACCUGGACAUUGGCCUUCUGCAAUUCCUGUUGUUUGGCAGUCUAAUCGCUGCAGUGGACCCAGUGGCGGUGAUUGCCGUUUUUGAGGAAGUGCAUGUAAAUGAGGUGCUGUUUAUCCUGGUUUUUGGAGAGUCACUGCUCAAUGACGGAGUCACAGUGGUGCUUUACAAUGUGUUUGAUGCCUUCGUUUCUCUAGGAGGUCCAAUGAUUGAUGCUGCAGAGAUUUUCAAGGGCAUUUCUUCAUUUUUUGUGGUGGCAUUUGGAGGCUCAUUUCUUGGCGUUGUGUUUGCCAUACUGCUGUCCCUGCUGACCAGAUACACCAAGAACAUUCAAAUCAUUGAAGCUGGCUUUGUCUUUGUGUUGGGCUACCUGGCUUACCUGACAGCAGACAUGCUCUCCCUCUCUGCAAUACUAUCAAUCACCUUCUGUGGUAUAUGCUGCCAGAAAUAUGUGAACAUCAACAUGGAUGAGAAAUCAGUUACAACAGUUCGUCAUGCCAUGAAAGUGCUCGCAAACGGCUCAGAAACCAUGAUCUUCGUAUUCCUGGGCAUAACAGCAAUCGAUAAAGACAUAUGGGUUUGGAACACUGGCUUCAUCCUCCUCACCCUCCUCUUUGUCUUUAUUUACAGGAUCAUAGGUGUUUUCUUCCUUACCUGGAUCUUAAACAAGUUUAGACUGGUUCCCAUUGAUGUCAUUGACCAGGUUGUGAUGAGCUACGGUGGCCUGCGAGGAGCAGUUGCAUAUGGAUUGGCAGCCAUGCUAGAUGAGAACAAGAUAAAAGAGAAGAAUCUCAUGAUUAGUACCACACUCAUUGUGGUGUAUUUCACUGUCAUUCUUCAGGGAAUCACGAUGAAGCCAUUGGUUCAGUGGCUUAAGGUCAAAAGGGCAGCUCAUUUUGACUUGAAACUUGUUGAAAAAGUGAACAAUAGGGCAUUUGACCACAUACUUGCAGCAGUGGAGGACAUUUGUGGACGCAUAGGAGACAACUGGUGGACCAGAAACUGGAACAGAUUUGAAGAAAAGUAUAUUAGCUGGUUAUUGAUGAAACCUAAGGCCAGAAAAAACAAAGACUAUCUCUUUAGUAUCUUUCACAAACUCAAUCUCGAUGAUGCCAUGAAUUAUGUCUCUGAGGGUGAACGCCAAGGUUCUCUGGCAUUCGUUCGUAGUGAUGAAUCGGCCAACGUAGAUUUCAAAAAGCAGUCUGGCUCGAAAUAUCAGCAUUUGAUGCCUGAUAUAAUGGUCGAUAUGUCCAAUUACGAGUUUGGGACUGAAAAUAUUUCAGUAACCUCCAUUGUAAAAGACAGUGUCCCAUCAGUAUCCCUGGACAUCCAUGGGCAAGACCUUAAAAAAUUGGUUGAUGACUUCAAUGCCCAUCAUCUUCUACAGCAGCACUUAUACAGGAGCAGAAAGCAUCACCGUCACAAAUACAGUCGCUGUCAAUUUGGCAUCAACCAAAGUGAGGAUGAAGUGCAGGAGAUCUUCCAGAGGACCAUGAGGGGCCGCCUUGAGUCAUUCAAAUCUGCUAAAAUGGGUGUCAACCGUGCCAAAAAAAUCAAGCACAGCAAGGAGCAAACACAUAAGAUGUCUAAUGGACUCCCAGAUGGUAGAGACUAUCCAAAUGGAGAUGAAGUUGACUGUGCUGUUGGUAGUGAGAGUAGUGUCACGAAUGGUCAUUUCACAAGUGACACAUAUAUAGUGGGAGCAGGCAUAGAGAAUCCAGCAUACAUGCCAGAUAUGGGCACUCCCACACAAAGCCCACCCUGGCUAAUGGAGCCCGAGACAGACAUGGCUGUUGCACCUUCCCAAAGGGCACAGGGACGCUUGCCAAUGACGCCCAACAGGCUACGGCGUCUUGCACCGAUGAGGAUCAGCAACAGUUCUAUAGACUCUUUCCUUAUGGCUGAUGCGUCUUUAACUCUGAAUGUGCAUGAGGAACAGCCUCAAAGAGACAAUGCAGAAAUGUGACGAGUCCAUGAAUUGAUACUUCAGGAUGAUAAUGCUGCAUGACAGAAAGCACAUAUCAAGCUGGUUCCAAAGACAUAACAAUGCCUGUAGAGUCCCCAGAUUUUAGUCCAUUACAAAAUAUAAAAAAUGAGAUGGAACUGGAGAUUUGCUGUGUGAAUCCCACAGAAUCUGCAAGACACCAGUGAACUGACAAGACCAAAAUCCCAAUAGAAUGUUUCCGGCAACUUUUUGAAUCCAUUUAAACCAUUCUAAAAGUAACGAAAGGUACUUAACAGUACUAACUGAGUGUAUUUAAAAAAAGAAAAUCAGGUACUAUGCAAGUGAUGCACCUUCCUUUUCAAAGUGUGCUGUGAAUUGUUUAAAAUAUUUUUGAGCAUGGAAUGAUCAGUCAAAAAUGUGCAGUAUAUUUUAAAUCUGUUGUAUCCUGGUAUUCAAAUCAUGUUUUUGAUCUCUGUCCAUAUGGAGGUGGUUUCUCUAAAUAUUAUGGCAUCAUGUAUUUUCCAUCAUGGGAUUAAUAAAUGAUAAAUCAA
Molecule: messenger RNA, 3230 nt
Organism: Myxocyprinus asiaticus (Chinese sucker)
Lineage: Eukaryota; Metazoa; Chordata; Actinopteri; Cypriniformes; Catostomidae
Gene: slc9a3.1
Product: solute carrier family 9 member A3, tandem duplicate 1
Exons: 17
Coding region: 202-2700 (832 amino acids)
Biological process (GO): proton transmembrane transport; regulation of pH; sodium ion transport
Cellular component (GO): brush border membrane; apical plasma membrane
Molecular function (GO): sodium:proton antiporter activity
Source: RefSeq, a predicted model, not a curated record